This is a messenger RNA of Trichoplusia ni (cabbage looper), 1947 nucleotides long. RefSeq names its product cytochrome P450 4g15-like. The transcript has 11 exons. Lineage: Eukaryota; Metazoa; Arthropoda; Insecta; Lepidoptera; Noctuidae. Bases 459 to 1946 code for a protein of 495 amino acids. Gene Ontology annotation, molecular function: iron ion binding; monooxygenase activity; oxidoreductase activity, acting on paired donors, with incorporation or reduction of molecular oxygen. The record is from RefSeq and is a predicted model, not a curated record.
UUCGCGUUUACAAUAUCAGUAGGAUUUACCCAUUUUAGCAUUACUUGCGACGAUAACUUUACCUUGUUCACUGCAUAUAAAGUAAAUUACCCGAGGCAGAGUUAUUUAAUAGUUCAUAAGAGACGACAAGAGCAUUGAGACAUAAACAACUCGUGAACACGUUACUGAGAGUAUAUUGUUUAUGUAAUGUGAAAAAAAACGUCCUGAUAUUUUUUUGUGUUGAUAUUUGGAACUUUGUAUUUUCGCGAGUGUUUUCGUUUUCGCUUUGAGAAUAUUUGAAAACUUCAUUCGGAUAUAUUCUUUUAAGUAUUUUUGAAUUUAGUAUUUGUGUGUGUUUUGUUUUCUAUUUUGAAAAUAUUUAAGUUAGUUUUGUAGUCGUGUUCCAAGAUAAGUCAUAAAUAGUACCUACAGUUUUAAGGAUUUAAGUUUUUUUCUCAUUUUUACUGAAAAGCUCUACCAUGUGGUUAACAGUAUCAUUAUUGGCAAUAACAGCAGGACUUCUCUACUGGCAGUAUUGGAAGUGGACUCACAAGCGUCUGCUAGAACUCGCAGCAUUAGUACCAGGACCCCCAGCGUUACCUAUACUUGGCAAUGCGCUGAUCUUCAUGGUGAAUCCUGGAGAAAUGUUGGAAAAGAUCUCUGGUCUACAUGACACUUACGGCCAGUAUUUCAGGUUCUGGCUGGGACCUGACUUAAAUAUCAGCAUAAAAAACCCUAAGGACAUCAGGGCCUUACUGACAAGCAACAAAGUGAAUCAAAAAGGCCCAGUAUACAACUUUCUAAUACCGUUUCUUGGAGCUGGUAUUCUCUCGGGAGGCCCAACAUGGCGACCCCACAGGAAGAUAGCAACUCAAUCUUACAACAAGAAGUCUGUGUCGCACUUCACACCGAUCUUUAACCGAGAGGCUGAGCAGAUAGCCAGGGUCAUCAGCAAUAGAGACCCAAAUGUGAAAUUUGAUAUCUACAAAGACGUGGUGGCGUGUACCACGCAGUGUGUCAAUCAAACUCUGAUGGGAUUAUCAAAAGAAGAUUCUCAAGAUCUGAGCAGAAUGGAAGAGAUGGUUAGCAGAACACGAGAGAUGUAUGCCCUUAUUUUCAAAGCGAUGACGAAAUGGUGGCUGCAGAUCCCUUUAAUAUACUGGAUGUUGGGCUACGGUAAAAAACAGAACUACUUUAGAAAGUUAGUCGACGAUUUCACUAGUGAUAUUGUGAAGAGGAGACAGAAAGCCCUGGCUGAAGCUACUCCGAACGAGGAUUGUAUGGGAAUUGUCGACAGAUUCAUUUUGUCUGGGGAUCUAACUGAAGAAGAAAUAAAAUUGGAAACUUUGACUUUGUUUACGACGAGUCAAGAGGCAGCCGCGAAAAUAGCUUCAGGUGUCCUCAUGUUCCUUGCUCAUUUACCAGAUUGGCAGAACAAAGUGUACCACGAGAUUCUGGACUUGGUUGGGCCCAGUGGUCCGGUGACCAGCGAGCAACUGAAACAGCUACAGUACCUCGACAUGGUGUUCAAGGAGACGCUGCGGUACUUCUCCAUAGCCGCCCUCAUCCAGAGGACGGUGGAGGAAGAGAUUACUAUCGAUGAAGGUCGAAUCACUCUUCCUGUGGGCACAUCCCUGGUGAUUCCCAUCCAUCAGCUGCACCGUGACCCUCGGUAUUGGGAAGACCCGCUCAAGGUGAUGCCGGAGCGGUUCCUACCAGAAAAUGUGAAGAAACGAGACCCUAACGCCUUCGUGCCGUUCAGUUUGGGGCCUAUGGACUGCUUGGGCCGAGUAUACGCGACAGCGUUGAUCAAGACAAUAGUAGUGUGGGUGCUAAGAUACACACGUCUAGAACCAGCCGGAUCCCUAGAUAAUAUAAAGCUGCAAGUCGCUAUCUCUGUGGCAUGUGCAGGAGGCUACAACGUUAGGGUCAGACCGAGAAAUGGAAGAAUAAAUGGUUAUGCGUGAA